UGGCGACCUCUCGUCGUUCAACCACUCUUCUCCCACUAUCUUUUUCUAGCUCGCGGGGCAUGUCUGGCUGCACGGGCGCCGUCUGCUAUUCUUUUUGAUUCAUCAUCCCACCACGCCAUCCUUCUCUCACCGACUCGAGCCCGACACCUCCGCCGCCGCUCCGCACUCCAUCCGCCCUCCCCCGAACAACCACGCACGACGACGACGCACACGACCACAACAUGGAUACCGCCGGCCUCAAACAGCGACACACGCCGGGCGAGCCGCAGCAGGUGCCGCCCGAGCCUGCCAUCAGGCAACAUCCUGCCGGCCCGGCCAAGCACGGCGGCGCCAAGCAGGCGCUGCGCAUGUUCCUGUUCGGCCUCUACUUCUUCGGCAGCUGCAUAUGCAUCAAUCUCUCGCAGUUCCUGGGCGCGCCGCUCUACCUCAUCGACAAGGACUGGUACUAUGCCUGGAUGGCUGUGACCAAGCAACACUUUGGCCUACUUAUCACCACCAUGACGCAGUGGUGGAGCCCCACGGUCGUGCGCAUCAGCGGCGACGAGAGCGUGCGCGGCCAGCUGCGCCAGAUGCCCGAUGGCCGCGUCGAGUGCGACUUCCCCGAGCGCCUCAUCCUCAUCGCAAACCACCAGAUCUACACCGACUGGCUGUACCUGUGGUGGAUCGCGUACACGGCGCGCAUGCACGGCCACCUGUACAUCAUUCUCAAGGAAUCGCUCAAGUACAUUCCCAUCAUCGGCACCGGCAUGCAGUUCUUCAGCUUCAUCUUCCUGUCGCGCAGGUGGGCGUCGGACAAGCCGCGCUUCCAGCACCGCCUGCAGAAGCUCAACGGUCGGCACCACGGCCCCAUGGCUGGCACCCACGAUGUCGACCCUAUGUGGCUGCUCAUAUUCCCUGAGGGCACCAACCUCAGCCACAACGGCCGCGUGAGCAGUGCCCGCUGGGCCGAGAAGAGCGGCCAGUCCGACUUGCAACAUGCCCUGCUGCCUCGCACCACGGGCCUGCUGUUCUGCCUGCAAGAGCUCAAAGACACGGUUGAGUAUCUCUACGACUGCACCGUUGCGUACGAGGGCGUUCCCCGUGGCGCCUACGGCCAAGACCUCUUCACGCUCAAAUCGACGUACUUCGAAGGCCGUCCCCCCAAGUCCGUAAACAUGCACUGGCGGCGCUUCCGCAUCGCAGACAUCCCCGUCUCCGACACCGCCGCCUUCGAGCAAUGGGUGUUGGCACGCUGGCGCGAGAAAGACGAGCUGCUCGAAGAGUACCUCUGCACAGGCCGGCUACCAGCCGACGAGGGCGUAAGCCUCGAGACAAAGGAUAAGACGCGGCGCGAAAAGUCCAACGGCACGACAAAGCCGGACGCGGUCGAGGGCAUCCGGGGCGCCGGCUGGAUCGAGACGGAAGUGCGGCCGCGCAACCCGCUCGAGUUUUUGCAGAUUUUCGUCCCUGGGCUCGCGGCGCUGCUGCUGGCGAAUGUGGCGCGCGUCGCUUGGAGGCUGGUUGCGACUAUUUUGGCGGGGUCUUCUGCUGCGGGUAAGGCUGCUGUGCCGUCGGUUGUUGCGACUGCUGGUGGCGAGGUGGGUGUGGGUGCGGGUAUGGGUGCUACUGGAGUUGAUGCAGUGGUGGCGACGGCGACGGCGACGGGCGCGGCGGCUGUCGUGUAGUGCCUGCUGUAAGUGGGUGGAUGAGAGAGGAAGAGAGAGCGAGGGGGUUAUGGUUAGCUCGACGCACGUCCUCACUCAGCUACGGCGAUGGGGGCGGAACGGAGUAAAGCGGAGGUAUUUUGACUAUGCACGACGGGCGUGGUCAUGGCACGGGCAUGGGAAGGCGUACUGCAUUGCAUUGCAUUGCAUUGCAUUGCAUUGCAUUGCAUACGCUUAAACACUUCACUACACUACACACCACACACUACACUACACCACACACAACACAACACACUCAGACGCAUAGAUAGAUAGACUACGGACUACGGAGUAGGGACAACGGACAACGGCUAGGGACUAAGUAGGAACGAGGGACGAGGACGAAGGCGAAGUGUUAACAAGGGGGAAGGGCAGCUGGAGGAGCGGUUUGAUACCCAUCAACAAGACACAAACACGAGUUUUUUCUG
This is a messenger RNA of Aplosporella prunicola CBS 121167, 2110 nucleotides long. RefSeq lists its product as uncharacterized. NCBI's taxonomy places the organism in Eukaryota, Fungi, Ascomycota, Dothideomycetes, Botryosphaeriales, Aplosporellaceae. The coding region runs from base 222 to 1664 and encodes 480 amino acids. Gene Ontology annotation, molecular function: acyltransferase activity. Gene Ontology annotation, cellular component: endomembrane system. The transcript is spliced from 4 exons. The record is from RefSeq and is a predicted model, not a curated record.